Archocentrus centrarchus (flier cichlid) is the source of this 1398-nucleotide messenger RNA. Its product is annotated as girdin-like. The transcript has a single exon. Bases 42 to 1193 code for a protein of 383 amino acids. The record is from RefSeq and is a predicted model, not a curated record. Lineage: Eukaryota; Metazoa; Chordata; Actinopteri; Cichliformes; Cichlidae.
AGGAUAUAAAAUCCUCAGAGUUAGAGUGCAAGCUCCAAGAAAUGGAGAAAAAAAAUAAAGACUUGCAAGAAAAGUUUGAUGAAGUCCUGACUAGAAACAAGCAGCUGCUUAUACAUCAGGAACAACAGCACGCAAAAGGCUCAAAGCUGGAAUCAAAGCUGCAAGACAUGGAGGAAAAAAAUGGCUUGCAAGAAAAGUUUGAUGAAGUCCUGGCUAGAAACAAGCAGCUGUUUAUACAUCAGGAACGACAGCACGCAAAAUGCUCAGAGCUGGAAUCACAGCUGCAAGACAUGGAGGAAAAAAAUCAGACCUUGCAUGAAAUGCUUGAUCAAGCAUCAGAAAAUAAAGCUGUGAUUCUGAAAGAGAAGAAAGAUUUGAAAAUCAAACACACAGACAUGAAAUCAAAGCUGGAAUACAGUGAAAAGAGGUACAGGGAGCUGCAGGCCACAGUAGAACACCUGAAGAAACAAAUUAAAAGCCUACAAGGAUUGCUUGCUAAAGCCCAGCAAGGUAAUACAUCUGUGGUCAAAGAAAAGGAGGCUAAAUACAGAGAGAUUCUCCUAAAGAUGGAAGCAAAGAUGCAGUGCAAGCUUCAUGAAGUCGAGGACAAAAAUGUCCAAGUGCUUAAGGAGAAAGAACAACUGGCCAGAUCUCAGGGAAAGCUCCAAGAUGUUCUCCAAGACUCUAAAAAGAGAAACAGAGAACUCGAGGAGAAAAACAAAAACCUGGAGCACUGCAAGGAUCAGUUGGAGAAAAUGUGUGCAGAGAUGCAGGGCAGGAUGGACGCUAUGAUGAGUAAAAAUGCACAACUGGAAGAGCUGUGUAAGAACGCCCAUCACAAAAUAACGGAACUGCACGACGAGAAGCAGCAACAAGACUUGCAGUGCAGGCUUCAACAAGUGCAGAGUCGAAGUCAGGUACUAGAAGACAUGCAUGGCCACUUACUGCAGUGCAAUAAAGACAUGCAGGAAGCUCAGGAAAUCCUGCAAAUGAAAUAUACACAACUGGAACAAAGGCAUGCAGAAAAGAAUGGAAAAAUUGAAGAUCUCGAGCUAAAGUGCAAGGAACUCAAAGAGCAGAAUGCAGAAGCUCUCAGUGAUCUGCACACCAUCACACUGCAGUACGAAGAGCUGCAGGAGCGCUACCUCAGGAAAAAGAAUCGCUUCAAGCGCCUUUUCUGCUUCUUCGGCUGAAACACAGCUCGCCUCGUCUGCCACCAUCUUUGAUCGAUCUCCUGGACCGUGACCUCGCCUCGUCCAUCCUCCAGCCAUCCUCUCUAUCCCUUUCUUCUCUCUCCCUCCUUAUUCUUUUCCUUGCACCCCCCCAACCAGCCUCGGCAGAUAGCUGCCCCUCCCUGAGCCUGGUUCUGCCGGAGGUUUCUUCCUGCUUAAAGGGAGU